AUGUCAAGGCGUCUAAGAGUAGAACAAGUAACCACACGACGCUUCGAAGACCAGUUAAAAUACGUUCCACUGAAAAGUGUAACUGUUAUAUCUCACAUUCGAUCAUUUGCAGCCGAUGUUAUUAUUCGACAAACAUUUACAAACGAGGAGUUAACACCAAUUGAAGCUGUCUACUGUUUUCCGAUUGAGGAAAGUGCAUCAGUUUAUCAGUUUAUUGCACGCGUUGAUGAUCGAGAAAUUCACGCUGAAUUAAAAGAGCUUAAAGAAGCACAAAACACGUAUACCAGUGCAAUUCGACAAGGACAUGGAGCAUAUCUUCUCGAACAAAACGACAAAUCAAACGAUAUAUUUACUAUUAGUAUAGGCGCUUUGAAAUCACAGACAACGUGUGAAAUUGAAAUUCAUUAUGUACAAGAAUUAGAAUUAAUUGAUGGUGAUCAUAUUCAAUUUAUCAUACCAACCACAAUUGCACCACGGUACAAUUCCGAUAUCGGUGACGUCACAUCCCCAGCUCAGACAGCGUCAAAAUAUGUUCAAAGUGCACCUUAUACAAUCGAAUAUAACUGCAAAAUUGAUAAAUUAAGUCAUUUCAAUGGUCAAAAUAUAGUUAAAAACAUUUCAUCUUCAUCCCAUCCCAUAUCACUUGGAAACCUAUUAUCAUCCACAAGCAUCGAUGUUACAUUGAGUCAGAGA
Messenger RNA from Didymodactylos carnosus, 693 nucleotides. Lineage: Eukaryota; Metazoa; Rotifera; Eurotatoria; Philodinida; Philodinidae. The record is from the annotation of a GenBank genome assembly.